AUGAGUGAAUUAAUUAACUUUGAGGAAAACUUAUCAGAAGACCUUCUUGAUGAGAAUGCUUCGGCCUCAAGGGUCAAUAUGUCUCCUAAUAUUGAUAAGAACAUGUCUAACUCUGCAUUCCAUUUUCAUUUUGGAGCUGACAGAAUGAAGGAUAUGAAAUUCUGAGAAGAAAAAUCCUCUUCAAAAGAGCUACCAAGAGGAGGAAGUGCUAUCGAACCCAGCUCUCAAUCUCUUAUUAGUAACAAGCAAAGCCAUAGCAAUUCUGAUCAGAGAGUUGGCUUGAAACAAGAAAUAAAGGAUCUCUUACAUAAAGCCAUUAGGCUGAGAAGCCUCUCAGACAGCAGCUCUAAUGAUAAUAAAAAGAGAAGAAAGGAGAGGGAAUUUCCUGCUAUCAGUCCAAUUGAUCAAAUAGUUACGAUGAGAGACAUCCAAGGCCUUCAAGCCUUCUCAUCAUAAUAUCUUAAGACCUAAUUGUUCUUUAAUAAUCUUACCUUAAGCUUUCCUUUUGCAUGGGCCACCAACUUAGCUCACUACGUUCCUAAUUUCUUAAUGUCAUCAGUCCUUAAGCUUUACUACCAAAAAAUAUCAUAUGCAUGAAUUAUAUAAUUUUAACAAGGAAUCACUCUUUAUAUAAUUUCUAUAUCCAAGAUUUCAUAGGAUUUCUCUGCUGGUAUUUGAGACCUAAAGCUCCUAUUAAUGAUUGGAAAGUCUAAUUCUAGAUAGUUAUUACUUGAAGCGUACUCUGGUGUUCAGGUCAAGGCCUGAAGCUAUAUCAAAAACAAUUUUGAUGCCUUAGAGACUUACAUUUAGUGGCAAAAAUGUUUAAAUAAAUAGCCUUUGUAUAUAAAAUAUAAGAGGGAAUACGCCAGAUUCUUAUUUGUAUUAUUAUUGAGUAACCACAUAGUGUUCAGCAAAUAAUCGAUUACUUAUUUCAUCUAAAAGAAUAAUAUUGAAACAAUACCCACCCAACUUAGCAGAUUGGAGAAUACUCUAAGAGGAGAUAAAUCAAUGAUUUAUUCAAUGAGGAAUUUUAUAGUUCAAAGAAAAGCAUGAAUUUUAUUGAAAAAUUCUAGAAGUUUGAUAUUAUCUAUAAGUGAAGAUCUCUUCAUUUAUUGAAAUGUAAGAUAGAUUUCUUUUCUAUUGAUCUAAAUAUCGUGAAAUUCAGGAAUCAUUAAGCUUUAGAGGCUUCAAUUUUCUCUGCCUCGAUAUUUUGAUCUAUGAUAGUAUAAUAGUAAUAAUCCUAUACACACAUAGAGUAAUUUUGUUCUAUUAUUUUUUGAAUCAUAUUAUGGUAUAAAUGCUUCAGCAGAGCUCCUGAUUCAGCAUGCUAUUACUACAUCCCAAAGUUCAUCAAGUGCAUAUUAGAGUAGAAUUUUAUUGAAAAUCUCCCAGUGACGAGUUCGAACACUUUCGAACAGGAAAUUAACCAAAUUGGAAUUAUUAGUAUUGCUUGUCAUGGUCACUUUAUAAAUAUCUUCUCUUAAGGUUCAAAAUUUGGUAGAAACUUCUGGUCAGAAUCGAUAAAAAGUAGAGAUUUGAUUAUAUUCAUUAUAUGAGAUUUAUGAAUUUUGGGCAAUUGGAACCUGGAAUUCAUUUAAAAUUUUCUAUUUACAUUAAAUAAUCAAAGAUUUAGCUGCUUCAUAA
Moneuplotes crassus is the source of this 1644-nucleotide messenger RNA. Lineage: Eukaryota; Ciliophora; Spirotrichea; Euplotida; Euplotidae. The record is from the annotation of a GenBank genome assembly.